This is a messenger RNA of Hibiscus syriacus, 928 nucleotides long. Its product is annotated as acidic endochitinase-like. The record is from RefSeq and is a predicted model, not a curated record. The coding region runs from base 30 to 926 and encodes 298 amino acids. Gene Ontology annotation, molecular function: chitinase activity. NCBI's taxonomy places the organism in Eukaryota, Viridiplantae, Streptophyta, Magnoliopsida, Malvales, Malvaceae. The transcript has a single exon. Gene Ontology annotation, biological process: carbohydrate metabolic process. Gene Ontology annotation, cellular component: extracellular region.
GAUCUUGUAAUAAAGAAACCCUAAAGAACAUGGCAUUCAAGCUUAAAGUAUCAGUUUCAUUCAUCUGGUUGAUUGUUUUGGCGCUAGUAACUGGUUCAAAUGGUGGUGGGAUUUCCAUCUACUGGGGCCAAAACGGCAACGAAGGCACCCUAGCCGAGACUUGUGCGACGGGGAGGUAUGAAUACGUGAACAUAGCCUUCCUGGCAACAUUUGGCAAUGGCCAAACUCCCAUGAUAAACCUAGCCGGUCAUUGUGAUCCUUAUAGCGAUGGCUGUACCGGAUUAAGCUCCGACAUUAAAUCGUGUCAAGCCAAAGGUGUUAGAGUCAUUCUUUCAUUGGGCGGAGGCGCCGGUAGUUACUCCCUUGCUUCGUCCGAUGACGCUAGGCAAGUUGCAAUGUAUCUCUGGAACAAUUUCUUGGGGGGAACAUCUUCGUCUCGACCGCUCGGACCUGCCGUUCUCGACGGAAUAGAUUUCGAUAUCGAGGGAGGAACGGGCGAACACUGGGAUGAUCUCGCAAAGUACCUCUCGGGAUAUAGCAAGAAAGGGAAGAAAGUGUACUUGACGGCUGCUCCUCAAUGCCCUUUCCCUGAUGCUUGGGUCGGAAAUGCACUCAAAACAGGUCUAUUCGAUUAUGUUUGGGUCCAAUUCUACAACAAUCCUCCUUGCCAGUACUCAUCUGCCGAUAUUGUCAACCUCGAAGAUGCAUGGAAACAAUGGACUUCGGAUAUACCGGCGACGAAGAUUUUCCUCGGCCUACCGGCAUCUCUGGAUGCCGCGGGCAGCGGUUUCAUCCCGGUGAAUGAUCUCACAUCCAGGGUUCUCCCAGCUAUAAAGAAUUCCUCCAAGUAUGGGGGCGUUAUGCUUUGGUCCAAGUACUAUGAUGAUCAAAGCGGAUAUAGCUCUUCCAUUAAGAGCCAUGUUUGAUA